Messenger RNA from Paramuricea clavata, 6210 nucleotides. The record is from the annotation of a GenBank genome assembly. Lineage: Eukaryota; Metazoa; Cnidaria; Anthozoa; Malacalcyonacea; Plexauridae.
AGUUACGACGGCGUUCAAUAACUACCGUGAACCAGACACGACUAUCGUACAAUCUGUCACUCGACAACGAAUAUCGACUUCGUUCAUUGUCAUCAACAUUGAAAAUACUCAGUCCACCAGACUCGCACAGCUUGACGGUAUACAUGAUAUGGAUGAACGCGUUGGAUUAGACAGCGAACUCAUCAUAAUGUCCGAACCGAAUACGGAAGACGACGACGAGUUGCCGAUGAUGCCCUUAUUUGGUAAGUAGCGUUUCAAACAUCAUUGAUAUAAAGACAUUUUCCUGAUAGUAAAGCUAAUUUAAAUACCUAACAAUUCGAUAUGCAAAUAGUUUAAUACUCUCUGUCAGUGUGGGCAGUACCAAUGUGAAAUUGCUGUGCUGUGUCAUAUUACUACCUGAAAUAAACAAGCAGAAACUCGACGUUUCGAGCGAAGGCCCUUCGUCAAGAGUUAGUAGUAUAUAUCUUGUCAUCUGGAAUAUUUUGGCUUUAAAUUAAAGGAUACUCCAUUCAGUUGUAGCGUUCAGAUCAGUCGUUUUCCUCCAGUUUUGCACCGGCUACACACGUAAAAACGCACAAGUUGUUACGAGCCUUCAAACAAGUUGUUGCAAAUCUGUUCACUAGCUGUUGACAAGUGUGUUCGCACUGCUUGUUCCCAGUUGUUGUAACAAGUUUGGAACAAGCUGUCAACAAGUUGUAACAAGCUUGAUGGCAUUAUCUGACUUGAUUAUUAUCAUGAUUAUUAGAUUACACUGAUAUCGAAGGAACUAGAGUCAGUUCCGAAAUAUCGCAUACUCGAACCGACCUGACCGCGUAGCUCAGUUGGAAGAGCAUUGGGCUAGUAUUCCAAAGGUCGUAGGUUCGAAUCCCACCGUGGCCAGGCAUAUUUUUCAAGCCUGCCCGGUGUAGAUAUACACUCAGAGUAACAUCACACAAGCAUAUUAUCUGACUUGUUACAAGGUUGUUCUAAUAAGUCUGAUACAGUCAUGAUAUAACAAGAAUGUUACAAGGUUGACGACAAAAAGUUUGUAAAAGUAUUGUUAUAUCAUGACCAUAUCGGACUUGUUGGAACAACUUUGCAACAAGUCUGAUAAUAUCAACAAGCUUGUUACAAGUUGUUAACAGCUUGUUCCAAACUUGUUGACAACUUGGGACAAGCAGUGCGAACACAACUUGUUGGCAGACUUGUUACAAGAUGUCGGAUUUUUGCGUGUGUAGGUCUCAAUCUCCAAGCGCGUGUAUCAUUAAUAUCUGCCUGGGGUCUCUAUAUAACAGACAUGAAUUAAAAGUAAAUGAAUAAAAUCCUUUGCAGGUACAAUCGGAGGUAUCUUUCCACCAUCAAGAAUUACUCAGUUGCACCACGACCUAAGAAGCUCGUCACCGCACGAGCGACCUUCGUCAGCGCCGAUGUUAACAGAUCCCGUGACUUCAUCCUUUGUUCCUAUUGGUCUACAUUCUCCACAUCCCAGCCAAUCGGCGUGCAGCGAUGAGCAAAGCGAACAGGAGAAAAAUUUUGGUUUCCCGCUUGCUCACGGGCGUGUUUACACCACGGCACCUCUUGGUCCAGCGUUCAAACAGUUUUCUCGCGAUGAAAAUGCUGAUGGCAAUUCUCCCGUUGUUCUAAAGGUAUGCUGAUUUUUAAAUCAUUGAAACCCAGCCCGUUUCCCUUUAACAAGUAAAAUAAUGUUAUUAGACAGAGUAAAAUAGCAAAGUACAGUAGGGCAAUGAGCAGGGCACAUUGCCCCCACAAUCAUUAGAGAGUUUGGCAAAUACAAGGGCAACGGCAACUGCAAUACGGUCAUCAACAAUAGCAUUAAUCCUCAAAGACAAAGGCGAAUGUAAAUUACAUGGUCUUAAGCGUUGUGCAAUGCCGUAGUUGUUGAAAAGAUUUUCACGUAGAUUUUCACGGUGCAUGAUUACGGCAACAGUUAAUUCGUUCGAUGUUAUUUGAGGUGUUUUAUUUGAAUUCGCGGACUAUUUUUACUUAACGGUACGUUUGAAAGAAACAGGAAUACUUAAAGAGGCAAAUUAAGUGUAGUAACGUAUACUUUGGCUAAAAUACAACAAUAUAAGCAAUUAUAUUUUCGCCGUUGCCGUUCUAGGUUGCCAAACUCUCUAAUGGCAUUUAGGGAGCGGUCAUUAUUUAUGGUGGGGGGUUGGCACCGAAGAGAAAUGUUUUUCUUGGUGAUGUUGCUGAUCCAACCAUUGAAAAGUCAAAAAAAAAUUUACCCAACCUCAAAUAUCAAUUAAAAAAUUAAAUACCAAUCUUUUGCCAAAAACGUUCCAAAAGUAUACCAUUCAGGUGUCACACAUGUCCCUUACCUGGAAAUUCUGGUGAUUCCAUACGGAAAGUAAAUGGAACAAGCAUAUUUCGAUUGCCCAACCGGAACUUUUCCGGAAUGAACGAUUUGUUUGAAAAGGUUGUCCUCUCUUACCGAGUGGAGCGUUUCAACCGGUGAAUUUUGUUCCAUUUACAUCUUUUUUAUUUUUUCACCAGUUCCAGGCUCUUCGCGAUUUAAUUCAAACCGGAUGGGUUUUCUAUGUAAAUGAUAAACAACCCUUCAAAAGCGCAUAAUCCGAAAGGGAUUUUCUUUUCGAAGUUUUGCUUACGUUUAGCACAAUUUCAAACCGGAUGCGUUUUUUAUGUAAAUGGUAAACAACCGUGAGCUUGAUAACUGCCUGUGCAAUUUUCUGCAGUCUAAAAUUUCAUUGUUGUCAUAGAUUUGGCGGAAUUGUCAUACUAUAGUAUAUCUCUAUUUCUUUAGGCUACACUUCUACUACACCGUGUUGAUGAGGCAGGUCGUCAAGGCAAGCAUGUGUUGAGCUCUAGUGCACAUACCAACGUCUUAAGGUAGGUUUGAUUGCAUUUAGUGAUAUCUUAAACAUGAAAAUCCAGUACAAUAAGCUACCAUGGUUUUUGUCUGAACUACCUGAAAAAGUUAUCUCAAUUGUGGAAGUCCAGUGUAGGUCUCAACUAUUUGAAAAAGAUAUGUCAAACGUGGUGGUCCAGUGUAGGUAGUAUUCUACAAUAAGCUGUCGUGGUUUGUGUCUCAACUAUUUGAAAAAGAUAUAUCAAACGUGGCGGUCCAGUGUAGGAAGUAUUCUUCAGUAAGUUGGCGUGGUUUGUGUCUCAACUACCUGAAAAGAUAUCUCCAACGUAGGGUCCAGUGUUGGUAGUAUUCUACAAUAGGUUGCCGUGAUUUGUGCUGAACUACCUGAAAACGAUAUCUCAAACGUGUAGGUAGUAUUCUACAAUAAACAACUAUAAGCUGCUUUGGGUUGUGUCUUUGUGCACGGUGUCACGCGAGUUGGGAGAAGAUGUGUAGCUCAAGUUAAAGAAUAGAGUAUAAGAAAGCAUCUUGCUAUAACUUUAACAUUUUAUCAUCUAGAUAUAUCUUGGAACAGUAUGACGCUCUGUCAUGGCUCACAGUGGAUUCGGUUUCUGAAGACAGAACUUCGUGCCUUCCGGUACAUUAUAUAACGUUAUCACAAAUGACACAAGCUUUUAAUGGCUUGCUAUGCUGAGGCAAACCCCACAUUCACACCACAAGAAAUAAAUUAUAACCCGUAUUGUAACUUAUUGUCAUCACUAAGUAAUCUUCCACAAUUAUAUGCAAGAACACCGCGGAAAAAUUAAGCAGUAUUUUAAAUUAAAAAAAUGAGAAUGAAUUAGAUUUCAAGGCCUAACUUCGGCCACAAACUAUAAGUAGUUCAACUUGUUUUCGACUCGAAAAACACGUCUUUUAAACAGGACAAACUAGUUUUGUUGAACAAGACAAACAUUCUUAAAACAAGACCGACAUGACCUUACACAAGACGGGAUUAAAGCAAGUCGAACUUGCUUUUUAAACAAGACAAACAUAUUUUUAAAACAAGACAACCGAAACAAGACAACGUGUUUUUGAAACGAGACAAACGCGUUUCUAAACAAGAUAAAGUUCUCUACAUGGGUUAAUUUUGAAUGAAAUUGUCCUAUAAACGAUAUAUUUUGGAAACUAUUUAUUUUAAAGAUAUAUGUUUCGCAACGGUGUUCAAAUUAAAUGGCAAAUUUGUGGAAAGUUGCUUAUAUGCACAUACAACCUUAUAGUUAUCCCAAAGCGAAAUUUUCCUCGUGUUGCAAAAUUGCAGUCCGAUUUAAUUGCAUUCGUUCCAUCUAAUAAUUGCGCAAAAAACAUUGUCUAUCCUCAAAUCCCACACCUUGUCAACAAGAUGUGUUCGCACUGCUUGUUCCCAGUUGUUGGCAAGUCUGGAACAAGUUAAUGUAAUCAUCUUGUAACAAGGUCGAUGAGGCCAACAGACUCACAACAAGUUGUUCCAAAAAGUUUGCACGUAACAAGUGAACUAUAACAUGUAGCCGGGGCUGGAAGAAUUAGAGUAUAUUUAGCUGUUCAAUCAUUAUUUGAAGAUGCAAAAAAGUUGCUCAAAGAACAAGUAGUUUCUGCACGGUUGACAAAUUAGAAGAUAUAUUCCCUUAAAGGGAUAUGGCAUUGAAAAUUAACUUUGUCUUAUUUGAAAGAACUUUUAAAGUUCUGUAUGAAGAUCCUUUACAACUUUUUCGUACCUUCGUACCUUGUUUGGUUUUCAAAAUAUUUUGACCAAAAACAAUGUGCAGUCCGCCAUCUUGAUAUUAGAAUUGACCUAAUUAACUGAGUUUUUGAUGACGUCACAAGCAGGGUAAACAUGUUAAAACUUCUUCAUGUGGGACUAAAUUUCUUCGAAAAGUUUCUUAAAAUGUUGUGAGUUAAUUGAGUACUAAAAAGACUUCGGAAAAUCGAGUUUCAUAUUGAUAAUGACAUGUGGUUUGCAAGAUAAAAAUUUCGCUUUUUACCCUACUUGUGACGUAUGCAUAUCGAAUGAAUAUCCAAGAUGGCGGAAUGCACGCUGCUUUUGAUCAAAAUAAGUCGUUCCACUUGGCUAUGCUAAGAUGAAGAGAUUUUAGAUGGUAAGCCAAAGAGAAAAUAAUGUCUGAAGUUCAGUAAGUUUUGCUUAUAUUGCUGUAUAAAUAUGGCGUCAAUUUUACAGCAUCAAUGAUAAAUUGGACUUUUACAGCAUCAAUGAUAAAUUGGCAAUAUUUAACUAUUAUUUUGUGUUUCUCAACCACCAUAUAUAUUUAAAAAGGUUGCAAAAUGUGUAAACUGCAAAAAUAAAGCUAAAACAAAGUAAUUUUGAGAGGAACGCCAAAAAGAUUUUAGGUUUUGAACACUUUUCAUCGCAAAUAUGUGACAUUGAAAAAAAUUGCCCCUUAAAGGUGCUGUCAAGUCCGUAAUGUAAACAAACGCUUUGUUUACAUUUCGAACUGCUAUAUCUGUAAAAUAUGAUACACUAACUGAAUAUAUAACACUGUUCUGGUUUAGUAUGCUAGUUAGUAGAUGAAUAUAAACCAGAGUUUCAAUUCAGAAAAAGUUCAAAAGAUGCGAAAUUCGGGCAAUGUUUACAUCUGUGGGUCCCCCUUUGUUAUGAGCAGAACCGAUGCGCAGAACGGACUUGACAGCAUCUUUAAUGUUUACAGUCCUAACCACAUGUUAUAGUUCGACUGUUCACCCCUGCGCAGAACGCGUCUUUUGGAUGCGCAGUGGAAUAUAGACAAUGUGUUUGUCUGCGAGUGUUCAUUCGUUGAUGCAAAUGACGGUAUUGUUUAAAACUUUGCCAAAUGGUUUUGCGAUGUAAUUUUGCAACACGCUGAAAAGCAGAAAAGAACAACAAAAAUGACGAAAAAUCAGUGCACAGAGUAUACUAUUUUAUGAAAUGUUUAUAAUAUUUUAAUUAUUGCAAUUAUUAUAAAUAGAUUAUCCAUUAUUUCACCGUAGCGCAUGGUAUAGAAAACUUGUAUUAGUAUAUUUACGAAUCGAUUCGCCACGGCGAACGCAUUUUAUCUAUGAGCUGCUCUGAAUUAAUAAUAUAGCAGGUUGUCGCGUAAUUUUUCAUCGCAAUAUAUUUAUAAGCAGUAUAAACUAUAUGGAGCGCUUUUGAAGCGAAACAAAUUUUUAGUAGAAUUAAAUGUAGAUAGUUUGAAAUCAACGUAAUGUAUUGUAGCAAUUCAGUAUCGUAUAAAUGUAAUAGUAGCAUUAUUGAUGCUGGUCACGUGCGCAUAUCGUGAUUUUUGUAGGAGCGCACGUGCCAAGCAUGCAUAUUUAUGAACGUAUCUUAAAUAUAUCCACAGAGUAACGCUUUGUAGAUACGACAAGUGUAGAUAAAAUGAAAAUUAAAUUAU